CAGACAAAACUCAUCUCCACUCUCCGGCUAUUGAUCCCUCGCCUCCGCCUGCUUCAGAAGAAAGACACCGCGUCCUCUGUCGUACAACGGCGCGAGCUGUCCGCCCUCCUCGAAGAAGGCCGCGACGCCUCGGCGCGCAUCCGCGUCGAGAAUGUGAUCGCCACCGACAUCGCCGUCGAGGUCAUGGAAAUGGUUGAGUUAUACUGCGAGCUACUCCUGGCACGGGCGAACGUUCUCGACCAGAUUGCGUUCGGCGAGAAGGGAGCCCGGGCACGCACCCGCGCAAGAGAGGAAGCCGGCGCACGUGAUGCAGUAGAAGAGUACAUGGAUACCGCUCUGGACGAAGCCGCGCUUUCAGUGAUGUAUGCCUGGUCUCGGUUCCCGCAUGACGUGCGCGAACUCACCAUGCUCCGCACGCAGCUGGCAGAACGGUACGGCAAGGAGUUUCUCCUCCUCGCGCAGGAGAAUAAAGCGGACAUCCGCGUCCCGGAACGACUGGUCAAGGGGCUACGGAUCCAGCCGCCCGCCCCGGAGCUCGUGGAACUAUACCUGCGGGAAAUUGCAAAGGCGUAUGGUGUUGCGUGGCCGAAGGAGGAGUGGGAUGCGGAGAAAGCAAAAAGGGAGGCAGAGGGGAUUCUCAAGAGUCUAGACAUUGAUGAUGACCAUGAUGACCAUGAUAACAACAGAGGAGGAGAUGAGUUGCUUCCGCCUUCUACACCCUCCCGCUCCCGCCCCAGUAUCACUGAGAUGCGCCGUGCCUCUGAAGCAGACGAGCUCAGCAAAGCAACCCCCCCGCGCACGAUCGAGCCAGGCCGCAGCCCCGUCAGCGUGGCUCCUCCCGGCCCGCGGUCGGAUAAUCCCAGCCCGCGCGUCAAGUUGCCUGGGUCUACGCCUGAGGACACGGUGGGACCGCGCGCAAGACGGAGCAGUGCGGGCAUCCCGGAGGUGGAUGAGUUGACGAGACGGUUUGCACAGUUGAGGAGAUAG
Penicilliopsis zonata CBS 506.65 is the source of this 987-nucleotide messenger RNA. RefSeq lists its product as hypothetical. The transcript is spliced from 2 exons. The record is from RefSeq and is a predicted model, not a curated record. NCBI's taxonomy places the organism in Eukaryota, Fungi, Ascomycota, Eurotiomycetes, Eurotiales, Aspergillaceae. The annotation marks the transcript as partial. Gene Ontology annotation, biological process: protein transport.